Penicillium waksmanii is the source of this 1206-nucleotide messenger RNA. RefSeq names its product 4-diphosphocytidyl-2C-methyl-D-erythritol synthase. The transcript has a single exon. Gene Ontology annotation, molecular function: 2-C-methyl-D-erythritol 4-phosphate cytidylyltransferase activity; 2-C-methyl-D-erythritol 2,4-cyclodiphosphate synthase activity. Gene Ontology annotation, biological process: terpenoid biosynthetic process. NCBI's taxonomy places the organism in Eukaryota, Fungi, Ascomycota, Eurotiomycetes, Eurotiales, Aspergillaceae. The record is from RefSeq and is a predicted model, not a curated record. Bases 1 to 1206 code for a protein of 401 amino acids.
AUGCCAACUGUUGGCAUUGUCAUUCCUGCCGCUGGCAGAGGCACGCGUGCAGGAGUUGGCUGUCAGAAAGCAUACCGCCGCAUCGCAGGUGAUACUGUGAUAAAUCGCGUCAUUAAGCUUUUUCGGUCAUGGAGCUGCAAUUGCCCUAUUGUGGUUGUUCACCACCCUGAUGACACUGCUCUGCUAGAGGCCUGCAUCGACCGCGACCAAAAUAUCUAUACUACCGUUGGUGGUAAUGAGCGACAGGCGUCAGUGCUGGAGGGUCUUCGCUUUCUUUCCACACUUACCGGUCAUCCUUCGCAUGUUUUCAUACACGAUGCAGCCCGUCCAUUCGCGCCACAUGAGCUACUGAGUAGGGUUCUUGAAUCUAUCAUGAAGGAGCCUGCCGUAGGUGUCAUUCCAGCCAUAGCGGUAUCUGAUACCCUCAAAAAGACCGAUUCAAACGGCCUGAUCUCAGCGACAAUCCCGCGAGAUGGUCUUUUUCGUGCGCAAACGCCUCAGGCAUUCGAACUACAAGCUAUACUCGCAGUCCACGAGCGUGCUGCCACGUCUACAACAGAAUACACAGAUGAUGCGUCCCUUUUCGAAGAAGCGGGGCUACCUGUUCGCAUUGUAACAGGAGAUGCUCAAAACAUAAAGUUGACCUACCCAGAGGACUUUGAGGAAGCCGAUCGAUAUUUGCGACUCAACAGCGCCCAUGCAAACAGUGUACCGGAUAUUCGAGUUGGCCAUGGCUAUGACACGCAUCGACUGGUACCGGGGGAGGAAAUUAUUCUUUGUGGCGUAAAAAUACCACACAAGUCGUCGCUCCUGGGUCAUUCGGAUGCCGACGUCGGUCUACAUGCACUUACAAACGCUUUCCUCGGCACCAUCGCAGCCGACGACAUUGGCAGUCAUUUUUCUCCCGCUGACCCUCAGUGGAAAGGAGCAUCGUCCGAUAUGUUUCUACGCCAUGCCGCCAAGCUCGUUGUUGAGGCGGGUGGCACAAUCACACAUUGUGAUGUGAGUUUUGUCUGCGAGAAACCGCGGAUUAGCAUCCACCGUGAUGCAAUGCGCGAUUCCGUUGCUCGGAUAGUUGGACUUGACAGGGCUCGUGUUUCCGUGAAAGCAGGGACGAACGAGAAAAAUGGAUUUGUGGGGCGUGAAGAGGGGAUGGUUGCUUUUGCUACAGCCACGGCUGUUUUUGCCAAUGACGUUCGAAGCUGA